CUUAUGUUUUCCCGAUGUGGGACUGCAGAAAUGAACAUUCAGUACUCAUGCACAGGCUAAUGUGGUGAUGUCUGAUGAGGCAAUAGUUAAGCAGUUGCAAAGAGAACUGGAUAUAUUGGAGAGUGUAGAAGAGUUUGGGAUCAAUUUUUGCCACAUCUAAUUCCAUGGCAUUUCGUAAUCAUUUUCCGUUUGAUGGAGAGUUGUGGCAGCCUAGUUUUGUGGUUGGUCGAAUUGUCUCCCACUUUUGGGAUUUUUUGGAUGUUCAUUGCUCAGAGGCAAUUGGAUCGAGGUCAGACUAUCUCUAGGCUCUAGCCCUACUACAAUUCAUUCUGUUCAUGGAUGGCAGCCUCCUAGAAAGGGAGUUAUUAAAAGCUUUUAUUUGGCUUGUUAAAGCAUUUAGUAAUACAACAAGCAAUGAGACAUAAAACAUACAUCGUUUGAUUUUGAUUUCUGAAGUUCGGACGAAGAAGUGGCGCAUUUGUGCAGUGAUUCGACUUCCUGUGCUGUAAGAGAUGGCAGUAGAAGACCGGUGGAUCGAUGUUAACUUGCAAAUAUUUGUAAAACAGUAAUAAUCCAAACUUUGUUGGUUGACAUUAGGAAGUUGUUCUCCUCUCCUUCCUCUUCUCAUUGGUGGUCUUUGGAGCAUUUUGAACAUUGGCUAAUUUGGGGGGGGUUUUACUCUCCUUGAGAUAGCUAGUUGGAACUGGAAUUUUGUGCCCUUACUCUUUUUGGACAAUUUGAGGAAAAACUUGUGCUAAUUGGGGCAGGGGCCGCGCGAACGCAGGCCCCCACUAUCACAAAUUAUGACAGAAGCUCCACCACUUGGGUAGACCUUAGACUGGCACCCCUCCUAAGUGCAAUGGAGGUCACCAAUUUAGGCCAUGGGCCUUCUUGAACACCCAUUGACCCUGUCCAGGUAAGUAUGUUGUACCAUAUGCUUUCAAUUUCUUAUAAAGAGCUCUCAAUGUAACUCCUACUUGUGUUUUCCCGAUGUGGGACUUCAGAAACAAACAUUCAGUACUCAUGCACAGGUUAAUGUGGUGAUGUCUGAUGAGGCAAUAGUUAAGCAGUUGCAAAUAGAACUGGAUAGAUUGGUGAGUGUGUAGAAGAGUUUGGGAUCGAUUUCUACCACAUAUAAUACCAUGGCAUUUCGUAAUCCUUUUCCAUUUGAUGGAGAGUUGUGGCAGCCUAGUUUUGUGGUUGGUCGAAUUGUCUCCCACUUCUGGGAUUUUUUGGAUGCUCAUUGCUCAGAGGCAAUUGGAUCCAGGUCAGACUAUCUCUACGCUCUAGCCCUACUACAAUUCAUUCUGUUCAUGGAUGGCAGCCUCCUAGAAAGGGAGUUAUUGAAAGCUUUGAUUUGGCUGGUAAAAGCAUUUACUAAUACAACAAGCAAUGAGACAUAAAACAUACAUCAUGAUUUUUGUAAGACUUUAUAUCUAGUGUUUUUAUUCAUGUAGUAUUGUAGUGUGGCUCCAGUAAUGAUCCAAACUUUGUUGGUUGACAUUAGGAAGAAAAGUAAGCAGAGAUUAUUAGAGGUUCAACAAAAGAAAUAUAUAGGAAAAUAUUCUUAAGCUUUGAGGACCAUCGGAUGAGCAAAAGCUUGGGCUUUAGAUAUUGGGCAGGGGCCGCGCGAACGCAAGCCCCCACUACCACAAAUUAUGACAUAGGCUCCACCACUUGGGUAGACCUUAGGCGGGCACCCCUCCCGAGUGCAAUGGAGGUCACCAACCUAGACCAUGGGCCUUCUUGAUCACCCAUUGAUCCCGUCCAGGUAAGUAUGUAAUAAAUUUGGCUUUCAACUUAAUAUGUAGGACUCCCCAGAAAACUCACAUUUAUGUUUUUCCAAUGUGGGACUAUAGAGAAGCAAACAUUACACAACAUCAGUACAUCAACUUCACAUCACCCUCACGAGGUAAGCUGCUUACCUUUGUUAUUGUCAAAUAAUACAAAAGCUGAAUGCAUAUCUUCUUAUCUUGUUAAUGGUUAAGACAUAUUAUUUUCAAAUAGUCUUAAAAAAAUAUCAGUUUUGAAGAACCCUGUAGGAGGAAAUGCAAGAACUGCCAUCAUUUGCACUUAUCAGCCCUGCACGCAGUCAUGUCGAGCAAUUGGAUCCAGGUCAGAUUAUCUCUCGCCCUAAUAUAAUUCAUAGUCUUCAUGGAUGGCAGCCUCCUAGAGAGGGAGUUAUGAAAUGCAAUGUUCAUGCUUCAGUCAAGUAUGUUUCGAGAAUCACGUGUUGUUGUAAGUGCUGUUGUUGGGGAGAAUCCAGGGCUUGAAAGCUGUGUUGUUUGAUAUUCGCUUUGCCAUUUGCAGUUUAGCCACAUGAUAAGCAACCUCAUUGCCAAUUCUCACCUGUGAUGUUUUUGCUUGAUUCAAUUCCUGUUCAUGGCAUUACUGAAAAUUUCUUUUAUACUGUUCUUGUUGGAGACUGUAUAUUGGAGUUGCCAAAAAACCAAUUCGCGCAUCGUAGCAUUACUCGUUUCUUUGGUUGCUAAUGAAUAGAACUAAGGUCAAAGUUAUUUCUCCCUUCAUUAAGCGUGGCACUUUUGAAAAUCUAUUAAAAUGUUGGGGAACUUGUUUUAUAUCAUCGAUUCCGAUUGUUUCUGUGUUGAAGUGGGAUAAUAUUAAAUUUUGGUGUAAAAAAGAUUUGAGAUUGUUGUGUCUAUAUAUGUUCAUAUGCAGUAGUGCUGUUUUACCUUAGUACCUUUGUGUUUGUUGUUCACUGGAGAUGUGUUAGCUGUGUGAUUUUAGGCAUUGUGUGGAAAUUAAAUUGUGCAACUUCGUUUUCUGCACAAAUUUAAAUGGAAGUCAUUAUCGUAAAUGAAUGCAUCAUGAUAUUGAAAUGGUGGCAUUUUAUAUAAUCCUAAAAUAGACCAUGUUCCAUCCGUUAUGGUGUUGACUCCAAUUUUCUAUAACAGUGCCUACAGGAUCCAUAUAACAUUCAGAUGUGCUCUUUGUUUAUGUUACUAUGAAUAUUGUCUUGUUCAAUCUAAUGUGCAUUUUGAUUUUCUGCAAUUAUAUCAUCUGCAAUGUCAUUUUUUGGCAUGCUGCCGUUUGUUGAUGUAAUGCUGCGGUUUUUGAAUUGACCAUCCCCUCUUUCAGCCCCCAUUCAUUCAUAAUACAGCUUUAAAAAAGCAACAUUUCAGCCGUGCUGGAAAAUCAAAUUGUGGAUGAUAUGGCCACUAAUUUUGUGGACAUCUCCUGCCAUUUUGUUCCUGGUUACUUGCCCUACUUCAUAUUUUUUUCACCUGUUCGAAAUGCUUGAGGGGAUUUUAUUUGUCUAAGGUAUUACAUUAAUUAGUGAGUACUAGCUGGAGUUUAAUUAAACUAAUUUUCUAAUAAAUAUGGUGAUAUGAAUAUGAUAAUAUCGUCACUACCAACCACAACGGUGAUCGGUCGGCCAUGACAAAGACGUUGCAAUUCAAACAAGAGAAGUAUAUACCUUUCUACCACUGUCAUGAUGCAUACCUUAUUUCUUGGUGAGCCCUUAACCCUUUGUAACUUAUACACAUCUGUUAAACUAAUCCAUAAUAUCAACCUUUAUUAAUUUAGAAUUUAGACCAACAUUAAUUCCUUAGUGGACCAACUUUGAAAACAUCACACCAUUGGAGGAAAAAAGACAAAAAACAUUGAAAACAUCAUUCUUUUUACUUCUCCAUAGCAAGCUAGGUUUUCUUUGGCAUACAUAUUCAUUUGAUAAUGUAGAUAGGAGUACAAGAAGUUGGUUGUUUAAAUAUAUACUUGUUCAAGAGGCUAAGGAGACUAAUUCCAAGCAGAAACCAGUGUCAAAAAGCUAACCCUAGUGAUAUGCAUGAUGGAUCCAAUCUUAUAUAAGGCUGCAAUGGAAGGAAAUAUUGAGGUUCUCAGGCAAAAAGCUGAUCAAUUUGAAAUCCAAGUGACCCCCAACAACAACAAAGUCCUCCACGUUGCAGCUCAGUUCAUUCAAACAAAGUGUGUGACGGAGAUCUUACAGAAGUGCAGUCGAUCACUGCUUUGUUCGGUGAAUAUCAAAGGUGAGACUUCACUUCACAUUUCGGCAAGAGAAGGACACACCGACAUAGUACAAGCACUUAUUGAAUAUGGGAAAACACUGGACAUUGACCUUGAAAGAGGCAUUGGAGCUACCAUGGAGAUGUUGAGGAUGAGGAAUGUGGAGGGUGAUACGGCCUUGUACGAGGCUGUGCGAAAUAAUCAUCUUGAUGUGGUUGAGAUUUUGACGAAAGAAGACCCCGAAUUUUUACAUUUUCCCAAUAAUGCCAAUGAGACUCCACUUUACCUGGCUGCAGAGAGACGUUAUCUAGCUGUUGUGAUUCAAAUUUUACAAAAUUGCAUUUCACCAGCUUACAUUGGCCCAAAUGGAAGAACAGCUUUACACGCCGCAACAAUUUGUUACGACGAAGAAUGCAUAAGAAUUUUAUUCGCCUGGAAGCCAUCACUAACCAAGGAAGCAGAUGUGUAUGGAUGGAGACCACUUCACUGUGCUGCAUGGCUUGGCCAUGUAUCCGCGGUUAGACAAUUACUUGAUCUGGAUAAAUCCGUGGCAUACGUUGUUACAGACAACGAUGACAAUAUGUCAGCACUUCAUAUAGCAGCAAGCGAAGGCCGUGUAGAUGUCAUGAAAGAACUAUUAUCACAUUGUCCGGAUUGUUGGGAGAUGAUCAACAGUAGAGGCCAGAAUAUCCUUCACACUGGGGGGAGCAUGAGAAAAUGA
Messenger RNA from Cornus florida, 4708 nucleotides. RefSeq lists its product as uncharacterized. Lineage: Eukaryota; Viridiplantae; Streptophyta; Magnoliopsida; Cornales; Cornaceae. Gene Ontology annotation, molecular function: protein binding. Bases 3809 to 4708 code for a protein of 299 amino acids. The record is from RefSeq and is a predicted model, not a curated record. The transcript has 3 exons.